Messenger RNA from Linum trigynum, 3387 nucleotides. The record is from the annotation of a GenBank genome assembly. Lineage: Eukaryota; Viridiplantae; Streptophyta; Magnoliopsida; Malpighiales; Linaceae.
CCACUUUCGUCUCCCCUACCCUCUUCUUCUUCUUCUUCUUCUUCUUCUUCUUCUUCUCCUCCUCUUUCUCCGGGAGCUUCAUCACCUGCAUCUUUUUGCCAAAACCCCUCUGCGAAACUCUCUCUGGUGACAAUUGCCCUUUCCCUUCCUCCAGUACUCGCCUCGACGCCUUCUGUCUUCUUCCUCUUCGCGCCCCACCUCCCCUGGAUAUUCCUUCCCCGCCGCCGCCGGGACGCUCUUCUUUCCGGUAGAGGCGCCUCGAAAUCAACCGACGUUGGUUCUGUGUACCCUUUUCUGUUGACGUGGGGACUGAUUGAUUGAUGCCCGUUCUAUUGUCUUGAUGAUUCCAUUGGCGAACUCGGUCAAAGGCAUUUCCUGGUGCCUCGUUCACCUUUUCAGCUUGGACUUCAGUUUCCUGGGCGUUGUGUCUGAUCUGCUUUCGGAUCUCCGCAGUCUUGAUUUUUCUGAGUUCUGGUCAGUUUUAUCUACCGCCCAUUUCCUCUUUGGCAGAAUUCUUUGAGUUGGUUCUCUCUCUCUCUCUCUAGCCCUUCAGCUCCCAAACUUUGGUGGUAGGUGCUAGGGUUUGAUGACCGGAUUUUAGAUGGAUUUCCAUUUCUGAUAUCAUUUAUCAACUGUUGCUAGCUCUUUUGAGCUGAAAGGUUGUUGAUUCUUCUGAGGGUGCCGGAGUUAUUGCCGAAUUUGGCCGGUUUUGUGGCUUAUGUAUGCGGAAGACCGUAUGCACAGUUCAUUACGGUUACCGACCUUGAUUUUCCCUUUGGUUGGUUGAGUAUUCUAAAGACGGUCUCAUUUGUUCGUUUAAGUGUGUAGCCCUUUAGGCUAGGGGAGCCGGGAGGGUUACCCUUCUGUGGUAUUACUUGCCAAAUCAAUAUUUGGUGUCAUUUUAGGAGAUCGGCUCAUAUUGUUUCCUGUCAUAGACUCAUAGUGAGCAAUCAUCAGCUAUGUAAGUAGUGUUGUUAGUAGGUAUCUGGCACUUUGUGCGGUGGUAAUCCUGCUGCCUGCAAAAAUGAAUGCAAACGGUAGUUAUUUUGUGGAAUGGAAAGAACAAUUUGUUUCACAAGAGCGUGGGAACCGCGUGGUUCACUAUUUCCUGAAAGAUUCUGCUGGAGAAUCCAUACUGGCGAUUGUGGGUACUGAAAGGAGUGUUAGACACAUGUUCUAUGUCGUUGCUGAGGAGUUUGUGCAAGCUUAUGGUGCUGAAAACUCGAUUCAUGCUGGUUUCAAAUGGAGGUCGAGAAGAGAGGUUAUAGAUUGGCUUACAUCUAUGCUGUCAAAGCAGAAUGUGCAAGGCGAUCAUUCCAGACAAGCUUUGGAAUCACAAGAGUUUCCUGUGACUAGUUCGGGUGGACAACAUACACAGGGCCGACACUUGAGGAUUGUGAAUGGACAUCGUUCAGAAAUUGUAUGGUCUGGAGUUGCUUGGACUUGUGGGAAACAGCUCAAGCAUUUCCCAGCAUUUUGCAGGAAUGGAACAACUAUGGCGGCUCAAUCAUUCGUAUUUGUGAUGGCUGAAGGAGAGAAUCAAUAUGUUGCCUAUUUGGAAGACAUGUAUGAAGACAAGAGGGGUCAGAAAAAAGUCAAAGUAAGAUGGUUUCACCAUAACCUAGAAGUCAAGGGGGUUGUUCCUCUUCGAAGCGCUCAUCCGAAAGAAAUCUUCAUUACACAAUAUUCACAAGUCAUCAGUGCAGAGUGUGUCGAUGGUCCUGCCACUGUUUUAACUCUUGAACAUUAUGAGGAUUGCGUGGCUUCCAUUCCUAGUUCAUUUUCAGCCAGGAUCCAUUUAUGUUUCCGACAGUAUAGGAACAAUAAAGUAAAACCUUUUGAUUUGAGUAAGCUUCGUGGCUACUUUGAUCAACCUAUUCUCUCUUGCUUGAGUUCAAAGCAUUUUCUUGAGGCAGACGAUACUGGAGAUGGCAAACGUGAUGAAGAAGAUGAAGAGUUGAGUGCAGGGGAAAAUGUAAAACUAGGAGUGAAGAGGGCCAGGAGCAUUGAAGGGCGUCAAAAUUUCGAGAAGGAUGGCAGCCAGGUGGCCGGUUUUCGAGCAUUUUACUCUGGUUUAAAACCUGGGGUUUCUGGCAAGCGACUGCUUCCUCUGAAUAAUGUUGAGCUUAAUCCUUGGAGUGCUGCACUAUUCAAUGUUAAUGAGAAGAUUGAAUAUUUAUGCCAAGAUAGUGGGAUAAGGGGAUGUUGGUUUAGGUGUACAGUCCUGCAGUUUUCCAGAAGACAAAUAAAAGUCCGAUAUGAUGACUUGCGGGAUGAGGAUGAGCGUGGAAACCUUGAGGAAUGGAUCCCAGCUUUCAGAUUGGCGGUGGCUGAUAAACUUGGUUUGAGACGUUUAGGCCGCCUAACUAUUCGGCCAGCGCCUUCAAACAAAGAAACAGACCUGAGCCUUGAGGUUGGGUCUGCGGUUGAUGCUUGGUGGAGUGAUGGCUGGUGGGAGGGUAUUGUAACCAGCAUCAACAAUAACAGCAAUGCUGUUCAAGUUUACUUUCCUGGUGAAAAGUUCGUUUUGAACCUGCAAAGAAAGGAUAUUAGAACCUCCCAAGACUGGGUGGAUGAUCAUUGGAUUGACAUUCAGCCAAAACCAGACAUACUCUCAGCAAUAUCUGCAACUAUAAAAUCGCCCAUUUCUUCAUCUACUGCAAUGGGCAACAGAUGCAGCAUCGCACCUGCACCCUGUGCUGAAAUUGAUCAAACUGAUGCUAUUGAAUGUGGAAAAACUGCUGAAACUACAUUAACUAGCGCUGAUUGUGGUUCGGAAGAUAUGGACUCUGACAAUCCUAGUCAGCCUAUAUCAACUGAUGAACAUAUAGAUGGUGGUGAUGUUAGACAGCCUAUCGCAAGUGACAAAAGCUGUGCAGAUGGUGGUAGUGACAUCAAUGCCAAUAAUCAUAAUAAAGAGGACAAGGACAAUGCCAAUAAUAAAGAGGGCAUUCUUCCAGUUGAUGGAGUUGCUGACAUGGAAGUUAUUAAUGAGGGUGCAGAACAUCAAGUUGGUGCUGAUGAUAACAACGGUGAGGAAUUGGAGAUGAAGCUGUUUCCUUCUUCUGGCAACAAUUGUAAAUCUAUAGAACUCAUGGAGGUCUCAGCUUAAACUUCGAUGUUUCUUCUGCUGCAUUGGAUUGUUGUGGAGCUCAUGGCUUGGAUAUAAUUUGUAGAAGGGCUCUGUGUAAAUAGUGACUACUGAUAUGGGAAAACUGACAGUACCCGUCAGAUUAUCCCUUCCAGCAUCCAAUAGAGAUCAUAGAUCUACAGGUUGGUGUAGUGUUAGAUAUAUCCUAGAUUCUUGUUGUAGGUUUUGAGUGUAUAAAGAUGGGGGAUUCAAGCUCUUCCUAAUUGAUGAGUCAGUAUUCUAAGUCUUGUCAUUGA